Molecule: messenger RNA, 451 nt
Organism: Prorocentrum cordatum
Lineage: Eukaryota; Dinophyceae; Prorocentrales; Prorocentraceae
Source: the annotation of a GenBank genome assembly
GUGUCAUCGUCAUUCUGGACCGGCGCCAUCUGAUCCCAGAUUACAGCGCACUGGGGUCCGUGCUGCGGAUAUCAGGCCGGGUUGACACUUUCAAGAGAGCCAUCGCAACUGUGUGCCAGUCGUUGGACUUCAGGUUGGGCGUGGCUCCGCCAGGCGAAGCCGAGGCUCACCGCGCCGCAGAUCGGCGUUUGCUCGAUUGCCUCCUCUUGCAGCGCGCGCUUCGCAAGGAGUUCUCGAGCCCGUUUGAGGGCGCGAAGGACCAGCGCGUCACAGAGAGGGCGAGCAUGUUGUUCGACCACCUCCAGGCGCCGUGGGGCAAGGGCGACAUCAUCCACUAUUGCGUUGCAGGCUGCAGGUGUGGCAGAUCGCGAGAGAGGGCGAUCUCGUAUCUCAUUGAGCUGCUGUACUGGCUCUUCAUCACCAUGAUGCCAACGUGCACGGGCUUCUCCAG